AAGUAAUAGACUUCUUUCAAGAAAUAGUGAAUUUACCUCAAAAAUUAAUGGACUCCUCUCAAGAGUCAGUAGAAAUAUUAUAUGAUGAAACCCAUAAGAGACAAAAUUUGGUUGGAAUUAAUGGCCUAUUGCCUCACAUUAACAAAACAAUUGUAUUUUCUAUUGGUGAUACCUUUCCUAAUUGGCCAAUUGCAAAACAUUAUGUUUUCUAA
This is a messenger RNA of Racocetra fulgida, 212 nucleotides long. The record is from the annotation of a GenBank genome assembly. Lineage: Eukaryota; Fungi; Glomeromycota; Glomeromycetes; Diversisporales; Gigasporaceae.